AUGGAAGAAUUAAUCGAUGCUGUAGGAUCGUUUGGACGAUUUCAGUGGAUGCUUAUUUUAUUCAUUACGUUUGAUCUGGUUUGUGAGAAGGAGUGGAUUAAACCUGUAGUAACAGCUGUCCAGAUGGGAGGAGUUCUUGUGGGAGCUCUUUAUAAUCAUACAGGAAGAAAACGUAUUCUUUAA
Messenger RNA from Patella vulgata (common limpet), 183 nucleotides. RefSeq lists its product as uncharacterized. Lineage: Eukaryota; Metazoa; Mollusca; Gastropoda; Patellidae. The transcript is spliced from 4 exons. The record is from RefSeq and is a predicted model, not a curated record. The coding region runs from base 1 to 183 and encodes 60 amino acids.